GCGCGACGCUCCCCGUCAGUGGUAAGUAAGCAGGAUGUUGCGAUUUACACUGGACAAUAACUGCCGUCGGCAAUAACGUUGCCAACCGGCCCGUCUCGGAAAUCUCAGAAAUGCAGCAAAGACGAUGCAUAGGCUAAAGUGUGGCGAGAAGGACGAAUCGGAGCCGGCCUCUUGUAUUCAAACAUCCGGCCCGCCGAGAAUCAAGCCGAAACUCUGUGGGGGAAUGCAACGCUGCGUGCAGCAGCGUCUGCAGAAACCGAGAAAAAAUGGCUUGAAGCGGCAAAAUUAAACCCGUCGAUGAUCCUAUAGCGCCCCCAGGCAACGUGGGCAAGGUUAGUGAGAAUAUAGCGCCGGUAAUGGGGCGCCUGGAUCUUGGUUGCGCCGACGUUGUGGCUACCCGGUUGUCCUUAUAACCCAGCUGUUCUUCUGUUCGAGUCAGUUGUUUCGCAGCACGCAAAACCACGUCGAACAAGAUUUAAAAACCAAAAUGCGCGCCGAAACAGCUCUUUUCUUCCCGGCCCUCGCCGCCGCGGGCUGCAUUUCUAACGGUGACCAAAACACAAUCAACGCCCUGUUCCGUAACGGUGGUGCCAACACUGUUGUCCAGCUGUGCGAGAAUGCCACCAUCCAAAUCACUGACAAGAUCCUCUUCACUGCGGAUGGCCAGGAGAUCUCAACGCAAAACUACCCUACUGGCUCUACCCGUGCCACUAUCCGCGUUGCAGUAGGCAGCUCUGCCAGCACCCUGAUUGAAGGCCACAGCUUCAACAACAUCAAGAUCAAGAACAUCCAGCUUGACGGUAACCGAAAUGGAGCUGGCUUUUACAAGGGCGGCGGCGCCAACAUCGAGAUUGGUGGCACUGCUACCGGCCAGGUGAUUCAGAAUGUCAACUCGCGCAACCCUCGUGGCUGGAGUUGCAUGCACAUCAUUGGCUCUGGCAACGAUGCCAACCCUUGCAAGAAUGCCCAGAUUCUAAACAACGACAUCGGUCCUUGCGGCGAAGAGGGUCACAAUGCUAACGGUGACGGCUUGUGGGCCGACGGCAUCUCCCUCGACUGCACCGACACAUUGGUUCAGGACAACACAAUUGUUGGUAGCACCGAUGGUGGCAUCGUCAUCUUUGGCUCCCCUGGCAGCACCAUCAACCGCAACACCAUCAUCUCGUCUGACCAGCACCUCGGCUUCGGUGCCAUCAACAUGGUAGACGGCCAGUACCAGGGCAGCUACGCCAACGUCAAGGUCACCAACAACAAAAUCCAGGGCAAAAAGAUCUUCAACCUCGGUAUCGGCAUUGGUGCCAAUGUCUGGUCCUUCAACGAUCCUUAUGCUCUCAAGGGCCCUGCCACCAUUACCGGAAACACCAUUUCUGGUCACGUUGCGUUCCCUAUUGCCCUCAAUGGCUGGGCCAACGGCAUCCAGAUCACUGGCAACGACGCUUCUGAUGUCCCCAGCCCCAAGUCUUCUUGGGCUGACGCCUCUCACUGUGUCCAGCCUAUCCAGCAGGCCUUUACUGCCAAUGCCAACUUUGUAUACUGGGGUCCUGGCGUUGCUGACUCCAAGAACCUUCAGUCUGACUUUUACUCUGCAUCUGGAAACAUGACCAACUUCCUCUGCACCAGCACUCCACUAGCUGACAGCAUCACAUACAAGGGCAACGAACUCAAUGUUGUCUCUGACUCUGGCCCUUUUGCUGAUCUCCACGGUGUUAUUGCUCAGUACCAGGGAGACAGCAACGUUGUCGUCCUCCAAGCUGGCAAGCCUGUCUGGGCGAGUGGCCACACCCUUAGCCAAGGCUGCGGCAACCCCAGCAAGUGCCGCCUCAUCUUCCAGGGUGAUGGUAACCUCGUCACUUACUAUGAUGGUCAACCUCAGUGGAGCAGCGGCACUGGUGGCCGUGGUUCCACAGUGACAAUUAUUAACAAGGCUCCUUGGAUCCAAAUCCGCGAUGCUUCCGGUAACGUCAUCUGGGAUACCACCAAGAGCACCUAAGCUGUUGACUGACCAAAAGCUGGUCAAUGUACAUAUUCCAAUGUAUUUAUGUAUAUCGUUAAAUAUGUAAACAAAAUUUGUAAAAGAAAAUUCAAUGAUUUUUGUGAUUGUGCGGCUCUGAUUCCUGAUGCUGGCAGGUGUGUAGGUUAGCCCAGCAAUGUAGACGAUGUCAGUGGCAUCCACUUGGAUUGUAUGCGAGAUUAUUCACUCGUUGUAGUAGAAUACAUGGUGUAUUCAAGUCGUAACUUUAUGGUACAUUAUAUUUAAUAUUUCAAGGCGAGGCAGCAAGCCGUGCUGCGUCAUGUAUAUAUCCAGACCCAAUUUUGGUAAAUGAUGCGUUACGCGGAGCGUAGUGCACCCAGAGUAGAAGUUAUAUAGAAAAAAGGAAGCUUUGAACAAGUUGUGAGUGAUGGAAAUCAUUCCAUGCUGAUUUAGAGAAUGUCCUCAGGCUUGACAAUGACCCAGUUCUUGUCGGCAGUGACCUCGAGGUCCUCGGCGCGCUGGGCAGCAGCGUAGUCAUGCAUCAUGCCCUCGAGCUGCUUCAUGUACUUGUCCUUGCGGUUGACCCAGAGGUGGACACCACCACGGCGAACAUCGACACCGUGGAAGAGCAUGGGACCAUCGCUGGAGGGAGUGUCACCAGCAACGAGGAUGGGCUUCUUCCACAUGUUGAUGUACUGCUGGAUGGCAGCCCACUUGCCCUCCUUCCAGGUGCCAGGAGCCAUCAUGUAGGGGGUGAUUUCGUAGUUGGAGUAGUCGGUCUUGUUGAAGGUGCCGGCAAUGAUGUCCUUGCGGGGGAAAGUGAAGGCGCCAGUGGCCUUGUUCUUAAGAAGGUUGUUGAUGCCGAUGACGUUGUCGGGCUUGGCGUUGUAGCCGUACUUGGGGUCAGCAGCGACCAUGCGGACGACGUCCUCGGAGGAGGCGGUGACAACGUAAACCUCGAUGCCGUUCUUCAUGAGGGUGUUGUAGAGCUCGGCCUGUCCACGGAAGACAAUGGGAGGGUUGAUGUUCGUCUUGGUGAGAACGCCAGCCUCGAAGUAGGUGGUGGGGAUGGUGGUGUUGAGGGCCAUGAGCUCGUCAACGUAGACCUUGAGCUGCUUCAGGGGGAUGCCAGAGAAGACCUGGGCAGCCCAAGGGUAGCAGACAUCAUCGUCAAUGUCGCAGAGACGGUU
Messenger RNA from [Torrubiella] hemipterigena, 3162 nucleotides. Lineage: Eukaryota; Fungi; Ascomycota; Sordariomycetes; Hypocreales; Clavicipitaceae. The record is from the annotation of a GenBank genome assembly.